Molecule: messenger RNA, 1986 nt
Organism: Cadophora gregata
Lineage: Eukaryota; Fungi; Ascomycota; Leotiomycetes; Helotiales; Ploettnerulaceae
Gene: POL12
Product: DNA-directed DNA polymerase alpha subunit pol12
Exons: 4
Coding region: 1-1986 (661 amino acids)
Biological process (GO): DNA replication; DNA replication initiation
Cellular component (GO): alpha DNA polymerase:primase complex
Molecular function (GO): DNA binding
Source: RefSeq, a predicted model, not a curated record
AUGACUGAGCCAAGUAAUGUCGAGAUCCAGGAGCGAUUUGAAUCGGCAGGUGGAAAGUUGGAAGAAGAUGUUCUGGCCGAAUUACAAUCGAUCAUGCGCCUGCAUUCGAUCGACGUUGAGGAACUGUGGUACAAAUGGGAAUCAUACAGCAUGAAGAUGGGUUCGGAUGACAUGAAGCUGAAUAUCGAGACUGCGAGAGCCCUCAAGAAAGAUGUGCAAGACGGAUUGGAACGCGACAACCGGUCGAAGCAACAUCUUCAAUCGAACAAGCGGGCUGCUGCUACCCCUCGAACCGCUGCGAGCAAUGGCGAUGUAUUUGGAAUCUUGGAUGGCCUUGUACCAAACACUCCGCGAACUGGAUCUGCGAAUAGAAGCAGUGCUGCCAAACGGAAAUUCGAAACUCCUUCGAUGUCAAGAGUCAAGGCAGAGCCGGCCAGCAGCCCUCCAGAGUUCAAGACGCCUUACAAGCCAGGAGAACAUGCAGGUGCUGCAGUUUCUUUCCACGACCGAAAGAAUGCAGGACAAGCAGUCGAAGUUCUCAACGACCACAUUAAAAUUCCAGAGCCUCCAAUGGCACCCUUCUCCGAACCGCGAAUCAAACUCAUUGCAAAUUCCGAUAUGAAGAAGCUUUCCUACAAACCUAUGGCCAUGAAGUCCUCAGAAGCAUCCGAGAUAUUGGACGACAAAAUAGACGAGUUCAUGCAAUUGAUCCAGGCACACCAUAACUUGGACGAUUCUGAAUUUGGAAGUGCUGCAAGCCAAAGUACUAACGAGAUAGUGGCGGUAGGGAGAAUAGCCUCGGACUCAUUGACAGGAAAGCUCAAUGCCUCCUCUUUGGUGUUAGAGACCUCUCGAAGAAUGGGAGCGGGUUUAAGGAUACCCCUGAAAGUCGACUCCCUGCCUGGAUACCAGUUCUUCCCUGGUCAGAUAGUAGCGAUGAAAGGAAUCAAUGCUUCAGGAGAUAACUUUGCCGUCAGGGAAGUUCUUGAAGCUCCAUUAUUGCCUGGUGCUGCUUCAACACCAGCAGGACUCGAAGCACAUAUUCAGAGGUUGAGAGGAGGUCCGGAUGCCAUGGAUUCCGACUCUGAUCCAGCACCACUGAGCAUCAUAUUAGGAGCUGGACCAUAUACAGCAGACGACAAUCUGGAUUUCGAACCACUACACGCAUUGUGUAGCCAAGCAGCUGAUUCCUAUGCAGAUGCACUUAUCCUGACGGGACCUUUCCUAGAUAUCGACCAUCCUCUUAUCGCCACAGGAGAUUUCGACCUCCCAGAAGAAGCCAUGACUGAGCCAGACACCGCUACCAUGUCAACAGUGUUCAAAUAUCUAAUCUCACCCGCGUUUAUCCAACUGGUAGCCGCAAAUCCACAUAUCACAAUCCUGCUCAUCCCUUCAGUCAAAGACGUGAUCAACAAACACGUUUCCUGGCCUCAAGAGCCCUUCCCAAAGAAGGAUCUCGGGCUUCCAAAAUCAGUCAAGAUUAUCGGAAACCCAAUGACGCUCUCCCUCAACGAGAUCGCAGUUGGUGUUUCCUCACAGGAUAUCCUCACAGAACUCAGAUCGUCUGAAGUGAUUGGAGGCAGGCCGAAGGAAUCAUCUGUGCUAGCUCGGCUACCAACGUAUCUUAUUGAGCAGAGGAACUUCUUCCCGCUCUUCCCUCCUGUUGACAGAGAGAGUUUGCCGAAGACCGGUACGGCGGGUGGCAUCCCUGCUGGUGCUAUGUUGGAUACCAGUUAUCUGAAGCUGGGAGAAAUGAUCAACGUACGGCCUGAUAUUCUGAUUGUACCCAGCGCAUUGCCUCCUUUCGCAAAGGUCGUGGAAGGGGUUCUUGUUGUUAAUCCCGGAUAUUUGUCGAAGCGCAAGGCGGCAGGUACUUACACGAAGAUGACUAUUCUGCCUGCUUCUUUGUCGAAUGAGGAUAGGGGUUCGUCGGUACUUGCUCACAAAGUGUUUGAAAGGGCGCGUGUGGAUAUUAUCAGGAUAUGA